AUGACCGACAAACGCAUCGCAUUGAAGCUGGGCUGGCGACUGCGGACAUCCGUGAAAAUGGGAAAGCGAGUCGGCGAUGCCGCUCGGUCGGUAUACCGUCUGUCACGCCAGUGGCCAUGGGACUUGGUCGCAGGCUUUGCUCCUCAGAAAUGGGGCAUCGAGAUCCUGGAGAGUAUGAGGGUGCUCUUUUACAUUAUCCAUCGAGUCUUUCCGGCGCAUGAGCAUCAGAACGACUUUCACACGGACGUGCAAGAAGACGAGGAUGGAUGGCUAGACUAUAUAGGCUAUGACAAUUUUGACGACGAGGAUGAGGAUGAUGGAUAUGCCGACAUUGCGACUCCUGCAAAGCGAUCGAGAACACCCUCGUCACCUUCGCUGAGCCCGAAGCGAGCACGAACGGCGGAGCCUCCCGAGCCUCGCCCACAAACCAUCGCGGGCAUCACCAAUUCAUUGCAAUCAUUGCACGCCCAAAAGCAAAAGGAGCUCGAAGAGGUAACCAAUUCACUGGACGAGAUCGCAGUUUCAAUCCAAGCAAGUGAAGCAGCACAAAUAAAACACAUAAACGAAAAAGUUGACAAAUUGACCUCCGACGUGAAGGCCUACGAAACAGAACGGGAGAAGAUCCUCAAAGCUCGAAACUUUAUGGAACACCACCACGAAGUCAUGAGGAUGGAAGAAGACGAGCUCGCAAAGAGACUGCAGAGGUACACGUCAGACCUCGAAGAAUGCGAUAAAUUAAUUGCGCAGGCAGAGGCCGAUGUUUACAAAGAGCUAGAUCAGAUUAAACAGAUGGACGUUAACCUGGCAGAUGAGGAGAAGAGGCUGGAAGGACGUGUGAAGGAGGUUCUGGAGGAGGUUAGACAUUGCAGUGUUGUCGAGACGCUGAUGAGGUUGGGGCCUGGCGGGAUGGCCAAGUUAUUGGGGAGACUGGAGGGGAAUGGUGUUGAGUUGGUUGAGAUGGCGGAGAGUAUCCGUAUCAUGAAUGAGGCUGAGGAAUAG
Fusarium proliferatum ET1 is the source of this 999-nucleotide messenger RNA. RefSeq lists its product as uncharacterized. Lineage: Eukaryota; Fungi; Ascomycota; Sordariomycetes; Hypocreales; Nectriaceae. The transcript is spliced from 2 exons. The record is from RefSeq and is a predicted model, not a curated record. Bases 1 to 999 code for a protein of 332 amino acids.